Trematomus bernacchii (emerald rockcod) is the source of this 4603-nucleotide messenger RNA. RefSeq names its product NLR family CARD domain-containing protein 3-like. Gene Ontology annotation, molecular function: protein binding. The coding region runs from base 274 to 3990 and encodes 1238 amino acids. The record is from RefSeq and is a predicted model, not a curated record. NCBI's taxonomy places the organism in Eukaryota, Metazoa, Chordata, Actinopteri, Perciformes, Nototheniidae. The transcript has 13 exons.
AGGACUCUCCUCCACCUUGUUGUUGGAAAAGCUCCUUAUAAUCGUUAACAGAGCUAGCUAACCAGAUGCUAAUAACAACAAUCCCCGGGACCGCUCUCUCUCUCUCGCUCGCUCACACAAUGCGCUCGUGCCACACACAGAGCCGAGCUUGAAUGACACACAAAGACCCAGAGGUAGUAGUACUGUAAUAUAGCAUAUUAUUUUACAUAUGAUUGUGUUUCUAUUAGGAUCCACCAUGAGAGACCAGACCCUCCUGAACCCAGCUGUGUUUCCAUGAGGAGUGAACAGUCUAUGCUUCAACGUAUAAAGCAGUGGUGGGGAACCACCGGCCUCCUAUACGCGGACCAGUACGGUCCUCGAAACCAUUUGAUGCGGCCCUGGAGGUACGACACCACAACAGAUCCACCAGGAAUCUACAUAGGACGUUUGAACCUGCCAACCUGCAAGAUGGAAACCACUGAUCCAAAGAUCCACCAUGAGAGACCAGACUCUCCUGGACCUAGAGAUGUGUCCAUGAAGAGUGACCAGUCUAUGCCUCAGCCUAUUACCUUCAAAGAUGGAGAGCCUGAUGAUAGUCCAGAGAUCCACCAUCAGAGACCAGACUCUCCUGGAUCUGGACCCAGCUGUUUGUCCUUGAAGAGUGACCGGUCUAUGCCUCACCUUAUAAUGUUUGGAGAUGGAGAGCAUAGUGAUGGACCAAGGUUCGACACCACAACAGAUCCACCAGGAAUCUACAUAGGACGUUUGAACCUGCCAACCUGCAAGAUGGAAACCACUGAUCCAAAGAUCCACCAUGAGGGACCAGACUCUCCUGGACCCAGCUGUUUGUCUAUGAAGAGUGACCGGUCUAUGCCUCACCUUAUAAUGUUUAAAGAUGGAGAGCAUGAUGAUGGACCAAGAGUUCAUCAGCAGAGAUCAGAGGGUCCUGGUGGUCCGUCUGCCCAGCAGCAUCAAACUCACCUGGACUCCAUAUUUAUGGUGCUGGAGGACCACAUCGUCACUUUUGUGAAGAACGAGUUGAAGAAGAUCCAGACAGUCCUGACUUCAGAUUACCCAGAAUGCUUAGAGAGUCAGAGGGAGGAUGAGGAGGUGUUGGACGGUGAGGAUGAAGAGCAGAGGAGGAGCAGAGAGGCCUUUCUGAACAUCUCACUGCACUUCCUGAGGAGCAUGAAGCAGGAGGAGCUGGCUGAGCGUCUGCAGAGCAGAACUGCUGCUGUAGUCUGCCGACGUAAACUCAAAUCCACCCUGAAGGAGAGGUUCCAGUGUGUGUUUGAGGGCAUUGCUAAAGCAGGAAACCCAACCCUUCUGAACCAGAUCUACACAGAGCUCUACAUCACAGAGGGGGGGUCUGCAGAGGUCAAUGAGGAACAUGAGGUCAGACAGAUUGAAACAGCAUCCAGGAAACCAGACAGACCAGAAACAACCAUCAGACAAGAAGACCUCUUUAAAGCCUCACCUGCAAGAGAUGCACCAAUCAGAGCAGUGAUGACAAAGGGCGUGGCUGGCAUUGGGAAAACAGUCUUAACACAGAAGUUCACUCUGGACUGGGCUGAAGGCAAAGCCAACCAGGACAUCCAGUUCACAUUUCCAUUCACCUUCAGAGAGCUGAAUGUGGUGAGAGAGAACAAGUACAGCUUGGUGGAACUUGUUCAUCACUUCUUCUCUGAAACCAGAGACGCAGGAAUCUGCAGGUUUGAUCAGUUCCCGGUUGUGUUCAUCUUUGACGGUCUGGAUGAGUGUCGACUUCCUCUGGACUUCCACAACACUGAGAUCCUGACUGAUGUCACAGAGUCCACCUCAGUGGAUGUGCUGCUGACAAACCUCAUCAGGGGGAAGCUGCUUCCCUCUGCUCGCCUCUGGAUAACCACACGACCUGCAGCAGCCAAUCAGAUCCCUCCUGAGUGUGUGGACAUGGUGACAGAGGUCCGAGGGUUCACUGACCCACAGAAGGAGGAGUACUUCAGGAAGAGAUUCAGAGAUCAGAAGCAGGCUGGCACCAUCAUCUCCCACAUCAAGACCUCACGAAGCCUCCACAUCAUGUGCCACAUUCCAGUCUUCUGCUGGAUCUCUGCUACAGUUCUGGAGGACAUGUUGAAAACCAGAGAGGGAGGACAGCUGCCCAAGACCCUGACUGAGAUGUACAUCCACUUCCUGGUGGUUCAGUCCAAAGUGAAGAACAUCAAGUAUGAUGGAGGAGCUGAGACAGAUCCACACUGGAGUCCAGAGAGCAGGAAGAUGAUGGAGUCUCUGGGAAAACUGGCUUUUGAGCAGCUGCAGAAAGGCAACCUGAUCUUCUAUGAGUCCGACCUGACAGAGUGUGGCAUCGAUAUCAGAGCAGCCUCAGUGUACUCAGGAGUGUUCACACAGGUCUUUAGAGAGGAGAGAGGACUGUACCAGGACAAGGUGUUCUGCUUCGUCCAUCUGAGCGUUCAGGAGUUUCUGGCUGCUCUUCAUGUCCUUCUGAGCUUCAUCAACUCUGGAGUCAACCUGAUGGCAGAAGAACCAACAACCUCCAGGCGGCCUAAAGUCUUCAGAGUCAAACCUAAACUAACAAAUCUCUACCAGAGUGCUGUGGACCAGGCCUUACAGAGUCCAAACGGACACCUGGACUUGUUCCUCCGCUUCCUCUUUGGUCUUUCACUGCAGACCAAUCAGAAACACUUACGAGGCCUGCUUACACAGACAAAAAGUGACCCAGAGAAAAAUCAACAAACAGUCCAGUACAUCAAGAAGAAGAUGGAUGAGGAUCUGUCUGCAGAGAGAAGCAUCAACCUGUUCCACUGUCUGAAUGAACUGAAUGAUCGUUCUCUAGUGGAGCAGAUCCAACAGUCCCUGAGUUCAGGAAGUCUCUCCACAGAGAGUCUCUCUCCUGCUCAGUGGUCAGCUCUGGUCUUCAUCUUACUGUCAUCAGAAGAAGAUCUGGAAGAGUUGGACCUGAAGAAAUACUCUGCUUCAGAGGAGGCUCUUCUGAGGCUGCUGCCAGUGGUCAAAGCCUCCAGGAAAGCUGUGCUGAGCGGCUGUAACCUGUCAGAGAGAAGCUGUGAAGCUCUGUCCUCAGUCCUCAGCUCCCAGUCCUCUAGUCUGAGAGAUCUGGACCUGAGUAACAAUGACCUGCAGGAUUCAGGAGUGAAGCUGCUGUCGGCUGGACUAGAGAGGCCACACUGUUAUAUGGAAACUCUCAGUCUGUCAGGCUGUCUGGUCACACAGGAAGGCUGUGUUUCUCUGGCCUCAGCUCUGAGCUCCAACCCCUCCCAUCUGAGAAAGCUGGACCUGAGCUACAAUCAUCCAGGAGACUCAGGAGAGAAACUGCUCUCUGAUGGGGUGGAGGAUCCACUCUGGAGACUGGACACUCUGAGGGUGGACCAUGGUGGAGAGCAGAGGUUAAAACCAGGUCUGAUGAAAUAUUCCUGUGAACUCACACUGGACACAAACACAGCACACAGAGAACUAAAACUGUCUGACAACAACAGGGAGGUGACAUAUGUGGUGGAGGAGGAGCAGCCAUAUCCUGAUCAUCCAAAGAGAUUUAACUAUUGGCCUCAGCUGAUGUGCAGAGAAGCUCUGACUGAUCACUGUUACUGGGAGGUCGAGUGGAGAGGAGGGGUUAACAUAGCAGUGACUUACAGAGGAAUCAGCAGGAGAGGAGACAGAGAAGAAUCUGUGUUUGGAUGGAAUGAUCAGUCCUGGAGUCUGAGUCAUGAUGGUGGUUACUCUGUCUGGCACAAUAAGAGAACAACAGUCCUGCCUCCCUCCUCCCCCCCCUCCUCCUCCUCCCCCUCCUCCUCCUCCUCCUCCUCCUCCUCAUCCUCCUCCCCCUCUGGUAGAGUAGCAGUGUAUCUGGAUCAUCCUGCUGGCUCUCUGUCCUUCUACAGAGUCUCCUCUGACACACUGAUCCACCUCCACACCUUCAGAACCACAUUCACUGAACCUCUGUAUGCUGGGUUUGGGUUCUGGUCACAUGACUCCUCAGUGUCUCUGUGUUAUCUGUAGGAGGAGACCACUUCCAGAAAUCUUCAGUGAUCCACGUCUCCUCUCACUGUGUUCCUCCUCAUGUUGAUUGAUGAGAUAUAAUGAGGCUAAAUUAAUCUCAUAAAUUCAUGGGAUUUAUGUUACAAUACUACAGAUACAUUUGAGUGUGAACCCUCAUUCCUUCUUUCUGUGUCUACGUGCAUACACAAUAUAUCGAUGCACAACCAUGUGUUUAUGUUACCAAACUUAUUUUUUAAUGAAAUUGUAAAAUAGUUGUAAUCUUUGAAUAUUAUUUUCUCUAGACUUCUUCUUUCAAUUGUAUUGAAUGAAUGUUUUAAAUGUAUUCAUGUGAUUUGAUAAUGUGUUUAUUUUGCAUAUUGUCUGAAUCCUUUGAAUGUUUUCGUAAAGCACCUUGAAUUGCCUUGUUGUUGAAAUGUGAUGUAAAGUUAAACUUAACUUUCCUUUGCUGGCAGAAAUUAUACGUAUCUUCCUAAAAAUAGUGAAAUGAUCUCCUUGGUGUUGAGCUAGUUGUGUACUAACCAAUGUGACUUAUAUGCAUCUUAAAGGAGAGGUGUCAUGGCCAUUUCCACUGAUCAUAAUUCCAUUGUUGGGGUCUACUAAAAUAGAUGUAUAU